Molecule: messenger RNA, 2137 nt
Organism: Maylandia zebra (zebra mbuna)
Lineage: Eukaryota; Metazoa; Chordata; Actinopteri; Cichliformes; Cichlidae
Product: voltage-dependent calcium channel gamma-4 subunit
Biological process (GO): transmission of nerve impulse; postsynaptic neurotransmitter receptor diffusion trapping; neurotransmitter receptor internalization
Cellular component (GO): voltage-gated calcium channel complex; postsynaptic density membrane; AMPA glutamate receptor complex
Molecular function (GO): channel regulator activity; voltage-gated calcium channel activity
Source: RefSeq, a predicted model, not a curated record
GGAAGAGCGAUGCUGCGUCCAUUGUUAAACCGACCAGUUUUAUUUUGAACACUGAGCUGUAAAGAAGCUUGAGCCGUGUGUGAUCCGAUUGAAGACACCACCAGCUCACUGUAAGGAAUUAAACGAAAGCUGUGGUCGAUCAAUCUCUGCAACUUGGUUUGAAGUCCGAUUGAAGUUUGGGAGAAAGUGGAGCAUUAAUUAAGCAAAACGAGGAUCGACACGCAAGUCCUUUCCCCCCAAGCCAUGAUCACUGGUACCGUGCGCUCCUCACGGUGUGCGUAAGCUGCUGUGGAGAAUCUUCACAUUAUGAGACGCCAUGGCAUGGUGUGACCGAGGGGUUCAGACUUUGCUGGCUAUUGUGGGGGCCUUCGUCGCCUUUAGCCUCAUGACCAUCGCCAUCGGCACCGACUACUGGCUUUAUUCCCGAGCCUAUAUUUGCAAUGCAACUAAUGCCACAACCGACGAAACCCAGAUGCAAACCAAGAAAGUCAAAGGGGACCUGACGCACUCCGGGCUGUGGAGGAUUUGCUGCAUCGAAGGUAUCAACAAAGGAAGCUGUUUUCGGAUCAAUCAUUUUCCAGAGGAUAACGACUACGAUACAGACAGCUCAGAGUACAUCUUACGUAUAGUUCGUGCAUCAAGCCUGUUUCCAAUUCUCAGCACCAUCCUGCUGAUGUUGGGUGGCCUGUGUGUUGGAAUUGGACGCAUCUACAGCAGCAAGAACAACAUCCUGCUCAGUGCAGGCAUCCUGUUUGUAGCUGCAGGCCUGAGCAAUAUCAUUGGCAUCAUCGUCUACAUCUCCAGCAAUGCCGGCGACCCGAGUGACAAGAAAGACGAGGACAAGAAGAACCAGUACAGCUAUGGUUGGUCUUUCUACUUCGGUGCCCUCUCCUUCAUUGUAGCAGAGUCAGUGGGCGUUCUUGCAGUCAACAUUUAUAUUGAGAAAAACAAAGAGACGCGCUCCCGAUCCAAACGUGACUUCAUCAAAAGCACCUCAUCCUCUUCGCCGUACUCUCGCAUACCAAGUUACCGCUACAGGCGGAGGCGAUCGCGUUCCAGUUCCAGGUCAAGUGACCCAUCCCGUGAGCCCUCCCCAGUGGGAAUGAAGAUUGGCGGAGGAAUUGGGGGGGGACCAGGGCUGGGGCUGAAUUUGCCAGUGGGCGGUAUAUCCCUUUAUUCCCUGAGCAGGGACCCUUUGAAGGGUGGAAGUGGUACUGCAAGGCCCUACAGCCCAGAGCGGGACUCCAGGUUUUUACAAGUCCACAACUGCUUCCAGAAAGAUGUCAAGGAUGGAGGAAACAGGAGAACCACUCCAGUAUGAGGUCAGGAGUGUAUCCAACAAUAAACUUGAUGGUACACAUUAGAUGUUUACAGUUGAUGAGAAAAGGGUAUUUUCUCGCCAGGACUGUUUUUGGCAGCGGCAGCAAUGAAAGGUCCGAAUUUAGAGUUGCUUUUCUUACAUCCCUCUGUGAUAGAAAAACACCAGUAUUUCAAUGGGUGAGAGAGAAAAAUGACUUUUAAUGAUUGUGGUUGCCACAAUUUUGUAGCAAUAUUUGAAGAGUUUGGUUUUUGAAAAAUAUAAUGCUUAAAAUCUGGAAGGAAUAUUCUGCUCUUACAGAAAGAAAUGUGCCCGUCCUUGUAUUCUGUAAAGGUAGUCAUUUAUGACGUUGCCUUGAACCUUUAGUCUCAGAAAAGGAAUUCUUUUGAUUAAGAUGAAAAUAACCUGCCAAACUUGUUUGCAAAAGUGAUCUAUGUAACCGUUUGUUAUCAGAAUAUAAUCGUAUUGUAUUUGUUUGUACCUUAACACAAAUGGUGCUAACUCAAUCUGUACAUCUUUUAUAGUUUUAAGCCUUUCAAAGCCCAUUUGAAUACUUUUAUUGCGUCUUAAUAACCUUUACCAUGUACAUGAGUCAUGUCAUAAAUAUGUGUUGCCGUAUGUGUGUGUGUGUGUGUGUGUGUGUGUGUUCCUGUCUAGCUAUCUUUGUGAGGACCGAAAUCUGCAUUCUACUAUUCUUGUGAGAACCACAGUCACUUGUGAGGACACACAACCCGGUCCACACAAGUUUGAAGGCCUUUUUGAGGCUCAAAAUGUUUUAGUGUCAGGGUUACAAUUAGGUUAUGGUUAGGUUUAGGGUUA